GCCGCCACACGCGCGCCAUGGACGACCGCGCGCGGGACCGGGCCCCGCUCACCGUCAUCGUCGCCCCCAGCAACGCUUCCCCCCCGCGCCUCUCCCCAGCCGACCUCCUCCCUGAUGGAGACGCUGCUUUUCACCCGCUGUCCGUCGUCAAUGGACGACUUACCCCACCCGGAUUAGAACCAGCGUCAUACGCAACACUAACCCCCUUACUACCUUUACCACCUAUCAGCACCGUCUCAGACAAAUUCGCGUACCAUGCAGGAGGAACAUUCACAGUCAUACAACAGCAGCAAUCUUAUGCGUCGUUAUCACCAGCGCCGUACAAUGAACCAUUAUCUCCACAAUCAGCUUACAGUAGAAGAAGCGCGUCACCAAAUUCUUUCGAAAGACGCUCACCAACGCCACCUUUACCGAGUCCAGGAUUAGAUUUAAACGCUGCUUUAUUAGCGAGAGAAGAGCAGCAGGCAGCUCAACAGCAACAGGCACAAAAUGACACGGAAGAAAUUAAUACUAAAGAGCUAGCUCAAAGAAUAAGUGGAGAGUUGAAACGCUACUCAAUCCCUCAAGCAAUCUUCGCUCAGAGAGUCUUAUGCAGGUCGCAAGGGACGUUGAGCGAUCUUCUUAGGAACCCGAAGCCGUGGUCGAAGUUGAAAUCGGGACGGGAGACGUUUAGAAGGAUGUGGAAAUGGCUACAGGAGCCGGAGUUCCAGAGAAUGUCGGCGCUCAGGCUUGCAGCGGCCCAGAUUCCUCAGAGAGGCAGCUGCAAGCGCAAGGAGGAGCUGGUGUCGGAUACGCUCCCUUCCCCGAAGAAGCCCCGUUUGGUUUUCACAGACCUCCAGCGGCGUACUCUACAGGCUAUUUUUAAGGAAACAAAGCGGCCCUCAAAAGAAAUGCAGGUGACAAUAGCGCGCCAACUCGGCUUAGAGCCCACCACCGUCGGCAAUUUCUUCAUGAACGCGCGCCGGCGAUCAAUGGACAAGUGGAAAGACGACGACGCACCAUCAACAGACCUCGAUCAACAGCUAGACCAGGACAUGGACCAUGUUCCCAGUCUAGAUUCAGCAGAGUCGGAUGAUGAACAUGACGAACAGGAUGAUCACCUCUUGUGACGCCGAUUACCUCACCAUCUGUUAGUGCUAUGAGAGAUUGGAGUUGUCUUUGAUGCUGCGAUUGCAGGGUAGGGGUUCUUUACACGGUAUUAUUUUUUGAAAUGAUUACAGUAGAGAUUUAUCAAGUAUAAUAUGAUUUCAAAAGCGAUGGAUGUUUUGAAACCGUGAAUAAAAUUGUAUCUGUAGUUUUGUACUUAAUACCACGAGCUAUUAAAUUUCAUAAUUUGUUAUUGUUCAAUAUUUACCGCAAGAUAUCUAACUUAUCAAAAUAUUAAAUGAUGUAUUACUACUGGUCCUCUUUCAUAAACAUAAUAUCGUGUGAAAUAUUUAUUUAUGUUCAGUUUUAAAUGACUGAAAUCAAAAUGAGUGGCCGUCGUGACUUACAUAGGAUAAAUGACAAUGGCAACAAAAGUCGUAAGUUCUAUUGUUAGAUUAAUGUUUUAUGAUAAUACAUGCAAAAAAGUUGUGAAUUUAACACUAUUGUAAAAAAUUAAAUUGAGUCAUAAUGCAAAAGAAAGGUCUCUAUUAAACAUUUUUGUUAAUUGUAAAACUAAUUUUUGUGUAUUCCUAUCGCAUCUUCGACAACUUCAAACUGAAAAUGUACAGUUAAAGCUAAGAACUAUUUUGACGCGCAUUUAGUUAAAGGUCGGUGUUGGAUUUCUUUAGGCGAUCAUAACGGCAUUUAUUUCACCCUGAGGUCGAAAUGAAUUCUAGUGCUUGCCUUUUGGUUUGAGUACCGCACCACCAUAAAGUCUUUCUUUUUUGUUUUAAACGAGUCUGAAGUCAAGAUAAAAUAGCAAUAUUACCUGGUAGAUAGGAUAGUAAAGGGUUCCGAGGUAGGUCGCCUAAAGAACGCAAAGGAUAAUAUUAUGAUCUCUAAUGUCAGACGUUUCUAGUCAAACGUAUUCAACUAGUUAUUAUAAGUUCUAAUAUAAUUCUGCAGUAAUUUUAGCCAAAAUGUGUAUUUUUAUUUAUGUUGUAGAACUAAACAAACUUGGUCACUUGGAUAGACUAUAAUACCAUGAUUUUUAUAGUAAGAAUAAUAGAAUAUGUCGAUUUCUUUGAAUGUGAAACUAAGUAUAGCAAGAACAGGUACAGUUUACCCAAUUUUUUAUUUUAUUUAAGUGACGGGAUAGUUUUUUAUUUAUUAAAUUGGAAACAAUAGUGUGUUCAAGUGACAUACUAAGCUUCAAAUAGUAAAUAGAAACAAUACGCAAAAACUACACCAAAAAUAUGGAGCUAGUAUUUUUGUAGUUGUACAGCGACAUCUAAUGACAAUUAGCAAAAAUAUCCGAUUAAAUCGGAUCUGAAUAGACAAAACACUUAAGUUAUUUAGUAUAAAUAGACACUCGCAUUUCAUCGCAUAAUGUUUAACAUAUUUUAAUGUAUUAAAAAACAGGAAUAAAAAUGCCCCACCAAAUUUUUUUCAAUUAAAUUGUAAAUUUCUAUCAGAAAUCGCUUUGGAACAUGCUUUUGAAGAUGGAAGCUUUUCACUAAAUUUCGUCAGAAAAUAUAAAUAAUUUUUGAUUCAUAAAAAAAUGUAAGAGUUUAACUGCGUUAGUUUUUAGUUGAUGGAUGCGAGUGUCGAAAAGCUCAUUAUUAAUAAUUGUUUCUCUAGUCACGAGAUCUCGAUCAACAUUCCACUGCGUCAAAGACAAAACGUCAGGCAGCGUGAUAUUACUUAAAUUAUAAAAAAUAACUAGUCAUAAACAUUCGUGUAAGAAAAACUUCUCGAUCCUCUUAAGUCCCAACGUCCCUUUAAAAAGACAAAAUGUAAUCGAAUUUUCAACUUUAAUGAAAUUAUAGGAGGUUCCAAGUUCCAAGUUCAGAACUGUAGAAAAAUGACUCUGGGAUUUAGGAGGUUGAAACUAAAGAGAAAUUGAAAAACCUAGUCCGAGUUGUGCAAAGUAGGAAAUAGAUAAAUAAAUAUCAGUAAAGCUUAAUGUAUGUUUUGUAACAAAAUAAGACUCUUAUGACGUACUUAAACAUCUUUUCCAAAAAAUAACAACUUAUUGCAAUAAUAAUUUUACAAGAACCAUCUUUUCAAAAUAAUAAAUAAACUUAUUGCAAUAAUGUUGCAAAAAGUAAUUUUAAGAUUAUUUACAUUGUUUAAUUUAAGUCGUAAUUUAAUUUUAAAUAACUUAUUUAUUUGGUUAAGCUAAAUGACUUUGUACCUUUUACCACCAAAGAGUUAAUAGUGAUGUGCAAUUUUCAUGUUAUUAUUAAAAGAGAAAUAAUUUGUUUAAAAGAUGUUCGAAGAUGAGUAGAAUAAUAAUAAAUCGAUGUCUUUUAUGGACAAAUUGUGUCUCGACACUUAUAAAUAAACAUUUAUUAUUUUAUUUAUGAUAGUAAUAAAAAGCGCAUUUUUUGUUUUGUAUUUAAUGAAAUGCGCACAAUAAGUAUUAUUAAUAAUUAUUGUAAUGAAAAGAACUGUUGCAGGUAGUGUUUUCGGGAUUAUUUCGGUACAGAAUGGAUAUUUUUGUCGAUAUAUAGUGCGCUUUCAAAUGUACAUAGUACGUGAACAUAAUGUUAAGAUUAAAUGUACAUUUUACAAAGAG
Messenger RNA from Leguminivora glycinivorella, 3667 nucleotides. It is a transcript of the gene onecut, whose product is annotated as hepatocyte nuclear factor 6. Gene Ontology annotation, cellular component: nucleus. Gene Ontology annotation, biological process: regulation of transcription by RNA polymerase II. The transcript is spliced from 4 exons. Lineage: Eukaryota; Metazoa; Arthropoda; Insecta; Lepidoptera; Tortricidae. Bases 18 to 1109 code for a protein of 363 amino acids. The record is from RefSeq and is a predicted model, not a curated record. Gene Ontology annotation, molecular function: RNA polymerase II cis-regulatory region sequence-specific DNA binding; DNA-binding transcription factor activity, RNA polymerase II-specific.